Molecule: messenger RNA, 429 nt
Organism: Lotus japonicus
Lineage: Eukaryota; Viridiplantae; Streptophyta; Magnoliopsida; Fabales; Fabaceae
Exons: 2
Coding region: 1-429 (142 amino acids)
Biological process (GO): regulation of DNA-templated transcription
Molecular function (GO): sequence-specific DNA binding; zinc ion binding
Source: RefSeq, a predicted model, not a curated record
AUGGUUAAAUCAGACACUCCACUUUGGCGUCAUGGACCAAAAGACAAGCCAGUUUUGUGCAACGCAUGUGGAUCAAGAUACAGGCAUGCGGGACACCUUGAAAACUAUACUCCCAGCCAUUUUCGACCAGAGUAUCUCCAUAACCUUCAAAAUCUGAAAAACCCUUCAAGUUGCUGUAUUGCAACCUCAGUUGGGAAAUACUCAAGUCUUUGGGGCUUUAAGAUCCCUUCAAGGAAACGUUCAAAGAGGAAGUCACCAAUGCAGAGGUUUCAAGAAGAUCUUCUGAAUCUAUACAUAUCUGAAAAUCCGAAACCAGAGGAGUCCUCCCAGGAAGGUGUUUUGAUCGAGCAAAAUAUGAACAACUACAUUCCUAGCAAUGAAAUUGGCCUUGGAGUCAUUCGUCUUAAGCCAAAUGAUACUUCAAAGUAG